This is a messenger RNA of Coniosporium apollinis CBS 100218, 933 nucleotides long. RefSeq lists its product as uncharacterized. The transcript is spliced from 4 exons. NCBI's taxonomy places the organism in Eukaryota, Fungi, Ascomycota, Dothideomycetes. Gene Ontology annotation, cellular component: plasma membrane; endoplasmic reticulum. Bases 1 to 933 code for a protein of 310 amino acids. The record is from RefSeq and is a predicted model, not a curated record.
AUGGCAGAUCUCUUCAAGCGCAACAACGCGCUGAGGGUCAACGACCGCACUGCCAAUGGCGCGACGGCAGACAUCGGCAUCACCGUCCGCGGCUCUGACUUCCUCUGGGCCUGGUGCGCCGUCAUGGGCCUCGCGACGCUGGUCUUCAUCGCGCUGUCGACUCGCAAGCCGCGCACGCACCGCGUCUUCUACUACAUCACCGCGGCUAUCACCAUGACGGCCUUCGUUUCCUACUUCAGCAUGGCCUCUAACCUGGGCUUCACGCCUAUCCCGGUGGAGUUCCGCCGCUCUGACCCAAAGGUGCGGGGUAUCUUCCGCCAGAUAUUCUACGUCCGCUACAUCGACUGGUUCAUCACAACGGCCUUGCUACUCAUGGACCUCCUCCUCACCGCCGGCCUGCCCUGGCCCACGAUCCUCUGGGCCAUCUUCGUCGACUGGUUCAUGAUCGUGUGCGGCCUCGCCGGCGCCCUGACGCAGAGCAGCUACAAAUGGGGCUACUUUGCCUUCGGCUGCGCCGCCCUGCUCUACAUCAUCUACCUGCUCGUCUGGGAAGGGCGCAAGCACGCCAACGCGCGCGGCACCGAUGUCGGCCGCGUCUACACCAUGUGCGGCAGCCUGCAAGCGCUGCUGUGGAUUCUGUAUCCGAUCGCGUGGGGCCUGUGCGAGGGCGGCAACGUGAUUGCGCCAGACUCGGAGAUGGUCUUCUACGGCGUGCUCGACUUCGGCUCCAAGGUUGUCUUCGGCGCCUUGCUCAUCUGGGGCCACCGCAACAUCGACCCGGCUCGUCUGGGGCUCAGGAUCCGCGACUAUGAUGAUGAUCCUGCUGUUCAUGGCAGCUUCUUUAGGGGUGGCCCGGGCCAUGAGAAACAUACUAAUGGUGCGGGAGUGCAUGCGCCGGGGACGAAUGGCGUGCAUGAUGGGCCUGUCGUCUAG